CUGCCGAGCCGUUUGUUUUGCUCGCGGCCCGGGCGCCUAGUAGCGGCAGUGGGGAGCGACUGCCCCUGUCCUUUCCCCAUUCCCCGGCCGCCGUGCCGGGACCCCGAGCGCGGCUGCCGGAAGGAGGCGGCGGCGCGGGCUUGGGAAUGUGGCGGCGGCUGUGAGCCCUCCCCCUCGGCCCAGCCGCCAUGGAGCCGCAGCGGUGACAGCCCCGUACCUCAGCGCGCCGCCGCCCGCCGACAUGGAUGAUCAAGAGGCCUUGAAAUCCAUCAUGAAGGACCUGGUAGCUCUCCAGAUGAGCCGACGUCACAGACUGACUGGAUAUGAUACCAUGAAGAAUAAAGACACUCCUCACUCCAACAAACAGAAAAAACACAAUGCCAGCAGUCCAACCCUCUUGGGCAGCCCUGCAAUAACAAACCAGUGUGCCUCUGCAGUGGAUGAAAAGAAAAUCUCGAAUGAUGUGAGGAUAAAGUUUGAGCACAAUGGGGAAAGACGAAUCAUCCCCUUUGUCCGUCCUGUGCGCUAUGAAGAUGUGCAACAGAAAGUGAAAACAGCUUUUGGCCAGCCACUGGACCUCCACUACAUGAACAAUGAGCUAUCCAUCCCUUUGAAAAACCAAGAUGACCUGGAUAAAGCAGUAGAUCUCUUAGACCGAAACUCUAAUGUGAAAAGCCUUAGAAUAUUGUUGCUGUCUCAGGACAGGAACUAUACCAGUUCUUCACCCCAUUCUGGACUGCCCAAACAAGUCAGGAUUAAAACUUCCCAAUCUGUGGGGGAUGUGAGCGCACCUUAUCAGCAGCCAGAACCCAGAAGUAGGCAUCUGUCUGUCAGUUCCCAGAACACAGGCCGAAGUUCACCACCUCCUGGCUACGUUCCAGAGAGGCAACAGCGCAUUGCUCGGCAGGGUUCCUACACCAGCAUCAACAGUGAGGGUGAAUUCAUCCCAGAAACCAAUGAACAGUGUAUGCUGGACCCUUUAAGCAGUGCCGAAAACUCGGUGUCAGGAAGCUGUCAGUCUUUGGACAGGUCAGCAGACAGUCCUUCAUUUCGGAAGUCAAGGAUGUCAAGGGCACAAAGCUUUCCUGAUAACAGGCAGGAGUUCUCAGACCGUGAGAACCAGAUCUAUGACAAGGUGGGCAAAGGUGGCACCUACCCUCGGCGCUACAAUGUUUCCAUACAGCACAAGGACUACAACGAUGGCAGGAGGACAUUUCCCAGGAUACGACGUCACCAAGGGAAUCUUUUCACUUUGGUCCCUUCCAGUUGUUCCUUAAGCACCAAUGGAGAAAACCUGGGCCUGGCUUUGCAGUACCUGGACCCUUGGAGCUGCCUGAGGAGCGCCGAUAGCGAGAACGCCCUGGGUGUGCAGGAGAGGAACAUUCCCACCAAGUCUCCGAGUGCUCCGAUAAACUGGCGACGAGGAAAACUCUUGGGCCAGGGGGCCUUUGGACGGGUGUAUUUGUGCUAUGAUGUGGACACAGGCAGAGAACUUGCAGCUAAGCAGGUCCAGUUUGACCCAGAGAGUCCUGAAACAAGCAAGGAAGUGAGUGCCCUGGAGUGUGAAAUUCAGCUGCUGAAGAAUCUCCAGCAUGAACGUAUCGUUCAGUAUUACGGCUGCUUACGGGAUCGAGCAGAGAAGACUUUGACCAUCUUCAUGGAGUACAUGCCAGGGGGUUCAGUGAAGGACCAGCUGAAGGCAUACGGUGCCCUCACAGAAAACGUUACCCGGAAAUAUACUCGCCAGAUCCUCGAGGGAGUCUCCUACCUUCACAGCAACAUGAUUGUGCACAGGGACAUAAAGGGAGCCAAUAUUCUUCGUGACUCUGCUGGGAAUGUGAAGCUUGGGGACUUUGGGGCCAGCAAAAGGCUACAGACAAUCUGUAUGUCUGGCACAGGCAUCCGCUCUGUCACCGGCACACCGUAUUGGAUGAGCCCAGAGGUGAUCAGUGGAGAGGGUUAUGGAAGGAAAGCUGAUGUAUGGAGCCUUGGUUGUACUGUUGUGGAAAUGCUGACAGAGAAACCCCCCUGGGCAGAGUUUGAAGCCAUGGCAGCCAUCUUCAAAAUCGCCACCCAACCAACCAACCCCCAACUCCCCUCUCGCAUAUCAGAACAUUGCCGGGACUUUCUAAAGCAGAUCUUUGUAGAAGCCAGGCACAGACCCUCUGCUGAAGAGCUGCUCAGACAUCAGUUUGCACAGCUCCAGUACUGAAUUAUGCCUCCCUAUGCUCCUGCUGGGCUUUCCAUGCCCCGUCUGGUCUAGUUGCAACUAUCCGUUGUGGUGCUGCAUCUUCAAGAAUGCCAACUCAGCUGGCCUAAGUCCUUUGGGGAAACAAUGCCAAGGAACCUAGGGUCUGCUAGCCUGAUACCUUUGGUUUGAUGGACUAAUGCUGUCCAAAGAGAGCUGCAUUUUUGCCCUAGUUACCUUGCUGUGAAAUUUGCAGCUUGCUGCGUGUUUUUCUACAGGCCCCAAGAACCAGGAACCUAAGAAAUGUCUCACUGGUUGAACACAAGAAAUCCAAGCCAAAGUGGGAACUGGAAGAGCUAACAAACACUCUUCAGACCAGAAAACAUGCACCAGAUGCAACAGCCAUCCAGACCAGCUUUCUUUACGUGUGGGUCACUUGUUUUGCGGUGUUGGGGCUUCAGAGGUCCAUGCAGCCAGCCAAAAGCCAUGUGUCAUUGAGCUAUAUAAUGUUCUAUUUUUUUUUUCUUCUCUCCUUAAGUAUUCUGAAUCAAUAUUUUCUGAACACCUUCAGAUGCUGAAGUAUGUGAAUAGUGUUAUUUUAUAACAAAACCAUGGGAUUUUUAGGGGGAGUGGGGAGUGAGGGGAGGUCUUUUUAGCUUCAAUGUCAGGAUAAUCAAGUUUGGGCAGAAUUGUUCCAGGGCCUAACGUAAGGGUUCUCUCCCACUGACCUUAGAAACUCCAGAGCUUGAUUUCCAAGGCUCAGAUCUGGUUCAGCAUUAAGACAGUGUCAGUUAAUUUGUGUCCUCAUAGCCAACAAAUCUGUGCUCCUUCAUCUGUCUGGGACUUAUUGGGUCUAAACAAAACCCUUCUGGAAGAGAGUUUUACAGAACAGCUUUUUGCUGCAACUGUCUUUUUAGCUGGUAAUUUCUUACCAUCCCUUAAACCAAAGAGAGUUCAUCUGGUGCCCAGGAAUAUCUUGCAGGAAAAGCUUAUGUGUUUCUUUAAGGACCUGACCUAAUGGAAAACUUGAGUUUUUUUCACAGGGAGGAUUUACUGGACACUAGUUUUACCUAUGCACAGGAAGUUAGAACCAAGCUCAACCCUUCAGUAUGUGUGUGUUUUGUUUUCUAGAUGUGCAAGUGUUCAUUUCAGAUUUCCAGAAAGUGUUAUGGCCCUAUUUAAAUAAGCCAAACAGAGAACCAGAGAGAACAUUUGUCAUGCUAGAACAUGUCUCAAGUUAACUGGAGGUCCUCAUGCAGGUACCAGCAAAAUGUAUCCAAGUGGGUUUUUGCAUUUGAAAGGUGCCACGACUUGAGAACUGAGUUCCUGGCCUCAAAUACUGUCUGUGGAUGUGGACACUAGUAGUCCUCAUUUCACUUAGAAAGGACCAGCAUCCUCUAUAUGCUGGGAAUUCACAGAGUGAAUAUAAAUUAGCUGUGUGAAAUGAAACUUAAGCAACUGUAUGAGCUAAAAUAUUGCUAAAGAACAAUGCUAAAGAUGUUCUGCUCGUGUAUUUGGAAUUAUAUUAAGGCUCUACAUACCUCCACUCUUCUCCCUCCUAAAAACUUGAAACUUGCUUUUGUAAUGCAGUAAACUCAACAAGUUAGAAGUGAAUGUCAAUAGGAUAAGACAAGUUUUAAUGAAACCAAGCUCCUUGAGCUCAUGAUAAAGACUGUAUGGAAUUAAGAGGGAAGGAAAAAAAAAACCUAAAAAAAACCCCAAACAACUAAAAAGCCCUGAAAGUGUUUAAGAAUCUGAAGUGGAGUUUUUUUCUGUGCCAAACUUGGAGCAAUGUGUAAUCGGUGAAAAGCAGCCUCUUGUUGCUUUCACUUUGAAGCACUCCUGCACUGUUUAGGUUGCAGGCACUUAGAGGGAUAUCUUUUCUGAAAGCCCUUAUUCCCAUGUGAGAGCACUUCUCUUGAUCCUUUCCAAACCUGGAACUUGACUCCAAAUUGUCAAGACAUGAGGCCUGAUUUUUGGCCUGCACUUCACUGUCACUAAGGGAAGUGAGGCCAUGACACUUCUACUCUGGUUUAAAAGAACCUUUUUGCACCCCUUUGCUGUGGUGCAGGUGGCUGUGAUGCUGUAGAGUGAUGUGAAAUCAUUCCUGGAGUCUUGAUCAGGCAGAAUUAGGGUGGGCAGCACUCCCGUGGGGCCUAGUAGCACUCCUCAAGCCUUGCAACUAGCACCUGAAUAUACCAAAGAUUGGAAUCUUUUAUCCAUCACACUUUACCCUGUAGACAUAUAGCAGCAAUCAAGAGUGCAGUGAACCUAUCUGCAUAGGCAUCUGUCUACCCUUGGCUUGUCCUCACCAAAUUGAGACCUCCUUCCAUGGUCUUGUUAUCCCCCACGUCGUGAUUUGGGAGAGAAUAGGGCAUGAGGGAAUGAUGUAACUUUUAAAGCAACUAAAUCCUCAGGAUCUGCUGUGGCUUUUACCUCAUAUACUUCAAGGAAGGCUGUUCCAGAGCAGAGCAAAAGAGCAUCAUGGACUGAUGGGCUCAGUCCUUUUCCCCACCAGAGCUUCUGGUCCUUCCCACCACCCACACUGCAAUGUGCCUACUCAGUGUCUCUACACUCCUACUCCAGUCUUUGUCAAUGAAAGGAAAUAGCAAUUACACAGUGACAGAGGACAACAGGGGUGCCAUCUUGGACCUUCUUAUAUCCCAAUACCUGACCCAGUGCCACCUGUUUGGCACAGGAACAAGCCAAAGCAUUACUUAUAUGUUUGGAGAUGCACUUUUAUGAAUGUAGUUUCUAUCGCUCCAUUUUUUAGCUCUUUUUGCAUCAUGUAAACAGUGAUGCCUCAUACUUUUUUGUUUGUUU
This is a messenger RNA of Colius striatus (speckled mousebird), 5011 nucleotides long. RefSeq names its product mitogen-activated protein kinase kinase kinase 3-like. The record is from RefSeq and is a predicted model, not a curated record. NCBI's taxonomy places the organism in Eukaryota, Metazoa, Chordata, Aves, Coliiformes, Coliidae. Bases 242 to 2212 code for a protein of 656 amino acids. Gene Ontology annotation, molecular function: ATP binding; protein binding; protein kinase activity. Gene Ontology annotation, biological process: protein phosphorylation. The transcript has 17 exons.